Cylicostephanus goldi is the source of this 360-nucleotide messenger RNA. The record is from the annotation of a GenBank genome assembly. Lineage: Eukaryota; Metazoa; Nematoda; Chromadorea; Rhabditida; Strongylidae.
AUGCUCACAGACAGCAUGAGAGUACAAGUGUUCAAGCUGGCAAAAGAAGUUCUAGAGACACUUGGAACUGACUGGCUCGCUCCGGACGUUAGUCUACUCGUGUUGCUUGUUCAUCUCGUUGUUGUGCAGAUGCGAAUGUGUUUGGACAAGCCGGAGACCAUCAAUACAGAAAGCUUGGCUGUCUGUUUCUCCAUAUUGGAGUCAGCUAUACGAUGUGCCGAAGAAUCCUCCUUUGUCGAAGAUGCUGCUGCAACACAAGUAGCCACCUCAGUACGCGAGGCGGCGCUGUAUUCCAUACAGUAUUUGGUUGAGGCUAAAGAGCAGAAGGAGGAGUUAUCCGCUGAUGUGGGUAUACCUUAA